AUGGUUGAAACAAGGUCCAUGAAAAAGAAGAGAAAGAGUAAAAACUAUUCAAACCUUCCCUUCGAUCUCACGUUACUGAUAAUGCAACAGCUCUCGUUCAAAGACAACAUUCGUGCUUCCGUCGUUUGCAAAACAUGGAACGAAGCUUGUGUUUCCGUUCGAGUCAAAGACCCAACACCAUGGCUUAUGGUCUUUCCUAAAGACGAAGAAGCAUGCCAGCUAUACGAGCUAUUCGAUCCAUCACUUGAAAAAACACAUACUUGUAAGUCACCCCUUGAGUUACGUGGCUCACACGUUGAACAUUGUAGAGACGGUUGGUUGCUUAUCAGCGAUAAAGAUCUCACCAAAACCUUAUUUUUCAAUCCGUUUACACAAGAACGCAUCGAUCUCCCUUGGCCUGAUAUGUGUCCUACACAUCCAUUAGCUUUCUCAUGUGCUCCUACAUCUAACAGUUGUGUAAUAUUCUCUGUCUACGAGAUCAAGAAAGGAUCAAUCAUUAUCAAACUAUACAAUCUUGCUACUAAAGUGUGCACUCCUUUGACUCUCCCGCAUCGGUUGCCUCUUCGUGGAGGUUUCGAACAUGUUGUUUUCUCCAAUGGUGUCUUUUAUUGUCUCAACGACGUGGGUUGGUUAGGGAUGUUCAGUAUCUCUACGAAUUCUUGGAGUGUUCUUCCUCGCCUACGGACUCCUAAAUGUGAUUAUACAUCACCAUGUCGCUUCAUGACGGAGUACCAAGGAGACAUCUUGCUUAUAUACACGAACAAGGACGAAGACUUCAAAGUAACGAGAUAUCUUAAACUAGAUCUUGCAAACCGGAAGUGGAAGGAUGACAGAACGUUGAAGGGUUUGAGCUUUUUCUUGAGCUUCAAGUCUACGUUGACAACGAAUGGGGACUUAGUGGAGACCAAGAGAACCGAUCAAUUUGUGGUUGUGUAUGGAAAACAGCCAUCUGGGAACAACAUCGACAAGAAGAUGAGUCAGGGCAUGACAACUGUCUCAUGUUAUUUCAAGACCUGA
Microthlaspi erraticum is the source of this 1017-nucleotide messenger RNA. Lineage: Eukaryota; Viridiplantae; Streptophyta; Magnoliopsida; Brassicales; Brassicaceae. The record is from the annotation of a GenBank genome assembly.